AUGGAAUUCACCCGUGAAGAAAGACUCAAGUUGGCGGAUAUUGAUCCCGAACUCGCCGAAACACUGAAGAACAUCAUUAUCCCAAAACCAGACCCUAGAGUUGACCCUGCAAAAAUUAUAGCCGGAAUACGCGAAUACAUGAAAAGCCAACACAAACCCGCGGACCCAGACAGUGGCGUUGUCGAAUAUGACAUUUUCUACCCAGCUCGAGACGGUCAUCAACUACGUGCACGAGUAUUUCGACCGGCAAAUCCGCAGGAUAAGGCUUCUCCGCUUGUAGUAUAUUACCACGGUGGUGGAUGGACAAUCGGAUUCCCAGAAGAUACGGCACCAGCAUGUCGAAACCUCGUGCAAACGCUCGGCGUAGUCUGUCUUGCGCCGUCGUAUCGACAGGGUCCUGAGGACCCGUUUCCAGCUGGGAUUAAUGAUGCGUGGGAUGGAUUGCAAUGGAUUGCAUUACAUGCAGAAUCUAAGAUAUCUGUUGCUGCGGUGUCGUUGUCGAGUGGGUUUGUGAUUGGUGGUUCUUCGGCGGGGGCUUCGAUGGCUGCUAUUUUGGCUCAUUUGGCUCGUGAUGAAGGUCUCGCUAAACCGAUUACGGGUUGUUUUCUCCUUGCGCCGAUGACCUUACCGCCUGAAACGCUGCAAAAUUUUCCAGAGGAUUGGAAGCAUAAGGAUUCGUACCUCUCACGCACGCAAGAAGCUUGCAAGCAAGAUCCUAUCCUGACCCCUGAGCUUGACAAGAUCUUCCGCGAGUCUGCAGCGGGAGAUACCCAGUCACCGAUGUUUGUUCCCUAUAUAUGGCCGACUGGUCAUGCAAAUUUACCGCGGACAUAUCUUCAGGUAUGUGGUAUGGACAUUCUGCGCGAUGAGGUCUUGAUUUAUGAACAAACCCUAAGGGAGCAUGGAAAUGAAACGAGGCUGGAUAUCUAUCCCGGCAUGCCGCAUAUAUUUUAUAAUACAUUUGGGAUGUUGACGCAGGGAAGGAAAGCGAAGAAGGAUUUCGAGGAGGGACUUAAGUGGUUGCUGCGUUGA
Messenger RNA from Talaromyces stipitatus ATCC 10500, 1032 nucleotides. RefSeq lists its product as uncharacterized. The coding region runs from base 1 to 1032 and encodes 343 amino acids. The record is from RefSeq and is a predicted model, not a curated record. The transcript is spliced from 2 exons. Lineage: Eukaryota; Fungi; Ascomycota; Eurotiomycetes; Eurotiales; Trichocomaceae. Gene Ontology annotation, molecular function: hydrolase activity.